GCGUCAACACGUCUGGUGUGACGUCAAAUCCUCGCGAGACGUGUGGCGACUGGGUUAGUGGUGCUGCAGGAGAGGAGUCAGACGUUGUUGGCGCUGCGGGAGUGUGAGGUGGAGGAUCGGGGAGAGCGAACCAGUUGGGCAAUUCGGGAGAGUUUCGGGACACUUCGGGCGGCUCCGCCCACCACUGGGCAAUCGGAGGAGGAGCAAGUGAAGUAAGGGGCGUGUCUUGGCUGAGAGCUUAGUAUGGACUUGGGGCUCCCAGUGCUACAGUCAGAGAGUCUGGGGGGGAGCCCAGAGAUUUAAGGGCCAGUGCACCCCAUUAUUCUCCCUGACACACAAUACAACGUGCCAGCAAGCUGCAGGGAGUUUCUCAAUCUGCACAAAGUCACAGGAUCUGCUGGGAGUUGUUGGAUCCGCCGGGAGUUGUUGGAUCCGCCGGGAGUUGUUGGAUCCGCCGGGAGUUGUUGGAUCUACUGGGAGUUGUUGGAUCCGCCGGGAGUUGUUGGAUCCGCCGGGAGUUGUUGGAUCCGCCGGGAGUUGUUGGAUCCGCCCGGAGUUAUUGGAUCCACCGGGAGUUAUUGGAUCCGCCGGGAGUUUCUGGCUUUGCAGGGAGUUACGGAAGCUGCAGGCAGUUUGUGGGUAUCUAUAGACCCCCAGUUCCUAGAGGUGAUGCCCACAUGCAGGCGCUAGACAUGACGGCCACCACUGAAAAUCUGCAACUGCCAAUCACUGCAGGAAGUAACGAGGGGGAGGUGACUACCUACCUGGCUCCACCCCCUGCCCCUCCUCUUCCCCCCUCCAAAGCAGAGGUCCAGCCCAAAGCCACAAAGGAAGGGGAGGAGCAGCCCCAGGCCCCUCGGGGGCCACGCAAUGGAUUCCAGGGGAAGAGGAGGAACAGUUUCCAUGUUGGUUUGAAGCAGCCGGUUCCAUUCAAACGGCGUCGGAGGGUGAACUCUGAUUGUGACCCUGUUCUGCCCUCCAACUUCCUCCUCGGGGGCAACAUAUUCGACCCCCUAAACCUUAACAGUCUGCUGGACGAGGAAGUCAACCGCACUCUCAAUGCGGAAACCCCAAAGUCUUCGCCCCUCCCAUCCCGGAAUAGGGACCCGGUGCAGAUUCUCAUUCCUAAGGACAUUACGGAUCCACUUUGCCUCAAUGCUAAUUCCGGGGAGCUCCUUCUCUCACCCCUAAAGAGCGGCAGGAAAAGGCACAGGCACCGGCACCACCCCUCAACUGAUGCACCUUCUAAGGCUCCUGUGGGAGUGGCUGAGGAAGCAGAGCCCGCCCCCGAGGAGCCACAGCCAUAUGAACUGAACACAGCGAUUAACUGCCGAGAUGAAGUGGUGACUCUCCCAGUUCUGGAGAAUGAGCUGGUGGCCCCGUCAGUCAGUUCUUCGUCCGUAUCCAACUCCCGGCACCACAAAAGGAGGAGGACGACGAGCAAAUCCGAAGGGAAAGCUGGAAGCCCGGAGAGGGGGAAGAGCCUGUCAGCUGAGAGAUCCGCCCCCAGGCCCCACUCUCCUAAAUCUCAAGCAAAGUCUAAAGGACGAUUCCUGCAUGGGAACUAUUGCCGUUACUAUGGUUACCGGAACCCCUGCCAUUCGGAGGACCCUCGUCUUCGUGCACUCAAACCCGAGUGGUUUCUGGGUAAAUCAGUGUUGGACAUUGGCUGCAAUGUGGGUCAUGUGACUCUGUAUGUGGCCAAGAACAUGGGGCCCUCGUGUGUUGUGGGACUGGACAUUGAUGGGACGCUGAUAAACGCCGCACGCCAGAACAUUCGCCAUUACCUGUCGGAGGAAAGUAAGAAAGUCGGGGGGUUCCCAGCAGGACUGGUUGCCACUAGGGGGCCCAUUGCCGCUCCCUUGCUCCAGCCAAAACAAGGAGACGACGAGAAGAAAGUCUUUCCACACAAUGUGCUGUUUGUGCAGGGUAAUUACGUGCUGGAGAGGGAGGAGCUGGUGGAGAUGCAGCAGUCGGAGUAUGACGUUAUCCUGUGUCUGAGUGUAACUAAGUGGGUGCAUCUGAAUUCGGGAGACCAAGGACUCAAGCGCAUGUUCCGCAGAAUCUACAGACACCUGCGUCCUGGGGGCACCCUAAUUCUGGAACCCCAACCCUGGGCGUCCUAUGGGAAGAGGAAGAAACUGACUGAGUCCAUAUAUAAGAAUUACAGUAGGAUUUCGUUCAGACCGGAGCAGUUUACAACGUACCUGGUGUCCCCUGAGGUUGGAUUCUCCAGUUAUGAGCUCAUAGCGACCCCCGAGACUCGGUCUAAAGGCUUCCAGAGACCUGUUUAUGCUUUUUACAAGAGCGCCCCCUGUGCUGGGACUGAGAAUCCUCCUGCCUCCAGUGCUGCUCCUGCAUGUGGGCGGGGCAAAUAAGGAUUAACUGCCCCAUCCCACCUACCUGUUCUUUGUUUUAUUUUGUCACAAAUCUUUAUUUUUUAUGGAAAAGCAACGCAUUAUGUGUCUGCCUGAUAGCGAGACCCUUUGCAAAUAUAAUCUGGGAUUUUGGA
Molecule: messenger RNA, 2512 nt
Organism: Xenopus laevis (African clawed frog)
Lineage: Eukaryota; Metazoa; Chordata; Amphibia; Anura; Pipidae
Gene: mepce.S
Product: methylphosphate capping enzyme S homeolog
Exons: 5
Coding region: 678-2378 (566 amino acids)
Source: RefSeq, a predicted model, not a curated record